UAUUCGUGGGAAGUUGGACAAUAGAAAACACAAGCAGCGCAUACGGUCACGGCGUGAUAGCGUGAAUUGAAGCUGCUCAAUCGAAACCGAAACUGAGCGGUCAACUAGUUCCCAGAGUUCACUGCGUGGCACUCUCGUGCUAAGGAGACUCAAUAGAAGACAAUCCAAUCCAAGUUGCUAGAAGAUAGCUACUCGGCGACUCAGCGACUCAGCUGACUUGAUCCGAUACACCGGUGCGCCUUUGCUGGAAGUGGAAGGUGGCGAUGCUGUGGCACGUCCGGUCCCCAAGAGCGGCCCUCCUGCUGGCGGGCUGUGCCCUGCUGGCCCUGGGGUUCUUCUACCGGAGCAGCCUGUCCCCGUGGGACGCGCGCGACGCGUCGCACGUGAGCCUGCGGCGGCUGCUCCUGGCUGCCGUCUCGGCUGCCGAGAGCGGCGGCGCCCAGGUGCGCCUGGUGAGGCUCAGCAACGCCCUCGACCAGAAGUCCAAAGGAAAGACCCAGGAAGGCGCCAACGACCCCCUGACCGCCGGGGACCUCCGCUCCCACAGGGCCAUCUACUACGGGCUCCGGAGGGCCUUCCCGGGAGUCGCAAUCAUCUCUGAGGAGCACGAUGCGGCCGGGGACCCGGAAUCCCCUGACAUGGUGCAGUCCGCUUCCCUCCGCGGGGUCACGCUGGACGACGUGGCCGUGCCCCGCAGCAGGGUGGCCGUCUGGAUCGACCCUCUCGACGCGACGCAGGAAUACACCGAGAACCUGCUGGACUAUGUGACCACCAUGGUGUGUGUCGCAGUCGACGGCUCUCCGGUCAUUGGGGUCAUCCACCAGCCUUUCCACAACCGAACUGUGUGGGCCUGGGUGGGCCACGGGACGUCCCCGGGCCUGGUGGUGGCCCCCGACGCGCACCGGGACCCCCCUGUGGUGUUGGUGUCACGCUCGCACGCCGGAGAAGUGCAGGACCUGGCCAGGAACGCCUUCGGCCCCAACGUCAAGCUGGUGCCUGCAGGAGGGGCAGGCUACAAGGUGCUGGAGGUGGUGUCCGGCCGUGCGGACGCGUACCUGCACAGCAGCCUCAUCAAGAAGUGGGACGUGUGCGCGGGGGACGCCCUCCUGAGGGCGUUGGGGGGCCGCCUGAGCGCCCUGGAUGGCAGCGACCUGCAAUACGGUCCCCAGGACGACCCCAAGGCCAAGGGGGGACUGCUGGCCACACUGCACGGGCACGCCGCGCAUCUUGGCGCACUGCGUCGCCAGCGAGACGCCUAGCGGUCAAUUCCGGCUUGCCGGGUGACCUUGGCCCGCCCUUCUGCCCAGUGAUGCAAAUCGUGCGUGACGCGAGUCGUGACCCGUCGGCCACCAGCGCGGACGCUACUUGUGUUCGACGUCGGCACUCUGCGCAACGUUGGAAAAUCCUGGGCCAACCUUUGGAACUGCAAGCAGAAAGUCUGCAACCAUUAUAGUCGACGGCGGGAUGUCUCUAUCGAAUACCCAGCCUGCAGCACACACUUUUCUCCUUUCGUGCUUCAUCUGUGCGGGCACACUGGAGGCUUUCGAGACGCCAAAGCCUUCUCGAACGUACGAAGCUCGUGCUGGAGUUGGGACAACUGAGGACCCCUCUGCCAUUCUUGCCGGCGACUACAGCCAGCGCCGUUCCAAAAGGUUUGCCGGUUGUGCCAGGGGGCAUGCUCGAAACUCUUUUCACCGUUCGGCAAACCGCAAGGUGCAGGCCACAUUUUGUCCGGACGUUCGUUUAACACUUGCGUGGUGGUUCUUUCGGGUUGCCUCUUGCAGGACCCAGAGGCUCUGCGAGCAUUUUCUGACUGGCGAGUGCGACUCCAUGUUGCUUCCUAGUCCCAUUUUUAGUUUCAGAUGUAUGAAAACCAAAAAACGACGACGAAUACCUACCAAAGAUCGCCGCAUAUGCGUGUCGAGCGUUCCCCUCGCGAUAACGGAGGAGGAUGUCCCGAAGACCCGAUUUGGUAUUUUGCAUUUUAUAGAUUACGUGCUCGGGUUGCGUGUGUUGAAAACCCCACGCGCUCCGAGAGUAUUCCAUAAUUUGUCGAAGCUUAUUGGGCUCUGUGGAGGAACGGUGCUAUGCGUCGCCAACUGGUAUGUUUGCCCAGACUCCAUUUGUGGUUCAUCGAUUCCCACCUCGCGUCGCCGCAGGCACGCCUAGUCGCCGGUCACGAUCGUAGUGGGGGCGGAGCAACAGAAGUAAAUAUGGUAGACACUCGUUCCGCAGGUCACUCCGCAGCCGACCGGUCGACGGUGGCAACAGUUCUGUCUCAUCGCCUUCUUUGCGAGCACUUCUAAAACGCCAGGAUCCCAGCAAGCGACCGAGUAGCCUGCUUCCGAUUACUGCGACACUAUGUACUCCGGGACUGCUUUGAAUGCGUGGGCGGCAGGAAUGCCCAAAGUUGAAGACGAGUUACAAACACCACACCCUUCAGCCUCGACCGAGCUACUACUCUUGGGUCCUCAAAUAGUUUUUCGCUCGGCCCCGAUUAUUUAGCCUCUGGACAAGGAGCUAGAAUCUGUGCCUGCAGUAUUACAAUUUUUGGGGGUUCUGGUAUUUAGGUGUUAAAUUUUUCACCGAAAAUUCGGUGUUGUUUGAGUAUGUUUACUCAUCAAAUGAAGUGACGCACAAAAACCAUUCCAAAUAAACUAUAAAAUGAUUUUCUCCUUUUUA
Molecule: messenger RNA, 2682 nt
Organism: Ixodes scapularis (black-legged tick)
Lineage: Eukaryota; Metazoa; Arthropoda; Arachnida; Ixodida; Ixodidae
Product: putative inositol monophosphatase 3
Exons: 5
Coding region: 264-1259 (331 amino acids)
Biological process (GO): phosphatidylinositol phosphate biosynthetic process
Cellular component (GO): endomembrane system
Molecular function (GO): 3'-nucleotidase activity
Source: RefSeq, a predicted model, not a curated record